Messenger RNA from Menidia menidia (Atlantic silverside), 987 nucleotides. The record is from the annotation of a GenBank genome assembly. Lineage: Eukaryota; Metazoa; Chordata; Actinopteri; Atheriniformes; Atherinopsidae.
AGAGAAGAUUCUGGUCUCUUGAUAAAUAAAGAACACUUGCCUGUCAGCCAGGUUGCCGUGGGUGACACAAACAGACCGGGCUCUGAGGCCAAGCUCACCGUUGGACCUCUCCGUUGCCAGGGUGACAGUGACUACUGGAACGCUGUGUCUUUCACCACCCCGUCAUCCUACCUGCACUUUGCCACCUUUCAGGGUGAGACCAGCGCCGACAUCUCCUUCUAUUUCAAGACCAGCGCGCCCUACGGAGUCUUUCUGGAGAACUUGGGCAACACUGACUUCAUCCGUCUGGAGCUCAAAUCCUCUAAGGUGGUCUCCUUCUCCUUCGAUGUUGGAAACGGACCAGUGGAGUUGACGGUGCAUUCAGCCACGCCCCUUAACGAUGACCAGUGGCACCGCGUGAUGGCCGAACGGAACAUCAAAGAGGCGGUUCUCCAGCUGGACCAAACCUACCGUGCGUCCCGGCUGGCUCCGGCCCAGGGACACACACGGCUCGAGCUGUUCAGUCAGCUCUAUGUGGGUGCAGCAGGAGGACAAAGGGGCUUUCUGGGUUGUAUCCGAGCCUUAAAGAUGAAUGGCGUCACUCUUAACCUGGAGGAAAGGUCCAAAGUGACACCUGGGGUCAAACCUGGUUGCCAAGGCCACUGCACCAGCUUUGGGAUGUACUGUCGAAACGGGGGGAAGUGCGUGGAGAGGUACAACGGCUAUUUGUGCGACUGCACCGCCACCGCCUACGACGGGCCUUUUUGCACCAGAGGUUCCCUGCAGGUGCGCUACAACCUGGGUGGUCUGAAGGAGCCGUUUGCAAUAGAUGUGGAUCAGCGGAACCUGGCCAAUGGACAGCCUCACAGCAUUAACAUGUCCCGUCACAACAGGAGCAUCACCAUCCAGUUGGAUCAUUACCCUCCAGUCAGCUACCACCUUCCAGAUGCAGCAGACACACAGUUCAACUUGGUCAAGACGUUGUUCUUAGGCAAAGUCUUUGAGUAG